AUGGCUUCAGCUCCUGGAUCACUAUCACCAAUUGAGCUGCACGGAGCGACUCUCGAAGGUGGAGGCCAAUUAGUCCGUAUCGCCCUUGGUCUCUCUGCGCUCACCAAGGAGCCAAUCAGUAUCAACAACAUUCGUGCAAAACGCUCAGGUGGUGGUGGUCUGAAGGCUCAACACUUGACCAGCGUCCAAUGGCUCGGUGAAGCCUCCAACGCGCAUGUUACGGGGGCAGAACUAAAGAGCAAGGAAAUCACUUUUUCUCCAAAUACCACCGGCGGACUAAGCACAAUUCUCUCUGCAGGAGAAGUCCGCAUUAAACAGUCUACACCCGGAAGUGUCAAUCUCGUUCUACAAGCCAUACUACCCUAUCUUCUCUUCUCAAGGGCGUCAUCACCCCUACGUGUUCAAAUCACAGGAGGAACAAACGUAUCCAACUCACCCUCAUGCGACUACAUAACCCAAGUCCUACUACCAACACUAGAGCUCAUCGGAAUACCCCACAUCGCCACCAACCUACACUCGCGAGGCUGGUCCCAAGGCACCACUAGUCUCGGCAGCGUUACAUACGCCGUCACUCCUUUGACCAGCCAGCUACCAUCUUUCCAACUAAUAAGCAGGGGCGAAGUAGAACGAGUAACGGCCACCAUCAUCGCCCCUAAAACCACCGAGCGCCACUUCCGCGAAGAGCUAGAUGUAAUGUUCGAGCGUCGCCAAUCCCACUUCUCCACCAGCAAUGAGGUCGAUGUACAAAUCACAUUCGAGGACUCACAUCACGAGAAGAGGUACUACCUCCUCUUGGUAGCCACCACAUCUACCGGCAUGAAACUAGGUCGCGACUGGCUAUAUGACCGUGGCGUGCGAGCAGGUCAACAGCCACAACACGUUGUUGCCAACAUUGUGAAAACGGUUUCGGAUAAUUUACUAGCGGAGAUUGAACAUGGUGGCUGUGUAGACGAGUAUCUGCGUGAUCAAUUGGUUGUUUAUCAGGCACUUGCGCGGGGGAAGAGUGAAGUAUACGGUGGCGAGAAGAAAGAUGGACUUGUAAAGCCGAGUUUGCAUGCGAGAACUGCGCAGUGGGUGGCGGGGGAGGUACUUGGGGUUGAGUUUGAUGAGCGGGGAGGAUGCGAGGGGAUUGGAUUCUUGCCUAGCAGCGAGGAAGAGUUGGUACGGAAAUUGGAUGCGCUCCAUGUUGCGGAUACGUAA
Messenger RNA from Bipolaris victoriae FI3, 1200 nucleotides. RefSeq lists its product as hypothetical. The transcript has a single exon. The record is from RefSeq and is a predicted model, not a curated record. Gene Ontology annotation, biological process: RNA processing. Gene Ontology annotation, molecular function: RNA-3'-phosphate cyclase activity. Bases 1 to 1200 code for a protein of 399 amino acids. NCBI's taxonomy places the organism in Eukaryota, Fungi, Ascomycota, Dothideomycetes, Pleosporales, Pleosporaceae. Gene Ontology annotation, cellular component: nucleus.